Messenger RNA from Zingiber officinale, 2656 nucleotides. RefSeq names its product BEL1-like homeodomain protein 2. Gene Ontology annotation, molecular function: RNA polymerase II cis-regulatory region sequence-specific DNA binding; DNA-binding transcription factor activity, RNA polymerase II-specific. The transcript is spliced from 5 exons. Lineage: Eukaryota; Viridiplantae; Streptophyta; Magnoliopsida; Zingiberales; Zingiberaceae. Gene Ontology annotation, biological process: regulation of transcription by RNA polymerase II. Bases 435 to 2327 code for a protein of 630 amino acids. The record is from RefSeq and is a predicted model, not a curated record.
UUUUAGUCUGAACUGCAAAGUGUUUAAUGCUAAAGAGAAAGCUGUGAGAACAGAGAGAGGAAGAGGAAUAGCUGCGCCCUGUUCUGUUUUUCUGUCUUCUUCUAUCGCCCCUUCUUCUUUUAAUAAUUUCUCUUUUUUUUUUCCUUUUAAUUUUAUAUUACUUCUCGCUCGCGGAUCUCCCCUCUCGGAAGGCGAUUGCAGCCCAAGAAUGAAGAAAGGCGACAGGGCAGACAGAGAUGGAGGCCAUGGCUAGCUGCUGAUGCUGAUCGGGAAGAUCCACGAGACAACAAUCGAUCGAUGUGCUCAACAUCCAAAUUAAUCCACCAAAAUCUCUCUCCACUGCUUUCAUCUAUAUCCGGAAAUAGAACUCGACGACAAUCAUAAAAGUUAGCUUGCUCGCGGUCGAUGAUGGUGAUGAAGGAGGGAGCAGAAAUAUGGGAGUAGCCACGCAGCUGAUCAGGAGCUCGAUCAAGGAUCCGCUCGGACAUCCGCCUACAUCGCCGGCGUCGCACAUGUCUAGCCAGGGCUUCCACCGAGGCUUCUUAGGCUUCGCCGACGGGUUGGGCAGCGGCAACCGGGACCACCUAGAGCAGCAAAGCAGGCAGGACAAGCUCCGGGUGCAGCAGCAGCAGCAGGGCUUCGAUGGCGGCGCAGGAGGACACUUGGUCCCCAUGGAAGACGAGACUGGAAUCUACGAGUCCGCUUCCGUCGGAGCCGCUGCCGCCGCGGGCCACAUACUGUCCGACAUAUUCAAUUUUCAACCGCCGCUGGGGUUGGCAGCGCAGAUGGAACACCCGAUUAUUCCAGCGGGGGGCUACGGGCAUAUUAUCCCUUCGAGAUCUGUGGCCGUGGGCGGCGGCGCUGCCGACUGGUACGGCGCGAACCGACAUCCUCACGACCAGCAUCAGCAUAAUUCAGUACAUGCCGGUUUGACCGCAGACGACUCCGCGGCCGCCGCGAUGCAGCUCUUCCUCAUGAACCCGCCGGCGAUGCAACCGCCACCGCAACAAAUCGGAUCCCCAUCUUCGCCGCCACACGUCACCGACUUUCAUCAUCAGCCCUUCACUGAGUCGUCUCCCUUCGGCCAAGGACUCUCGCUCUCUCUCUCCUCCUCUCUGCAACACCUGGAGAUGGCCAAGGCCGCCGACGAACUCCGGAUGAGACAAGGGGCCAUAUAUUUCAAUAACAAUCAACCCCAGCUGCAAGACCAACAGUUGCACGCCGCCGCCUUUGGAGGCUGCGGUGGUGGCGUCGUCAACGUGUUGCUGAGAAGCUCCAAUUACUCCAAGGCGGCGCAAGAGCUACUGGAGGAAUUCUGCAGCAUGUGUAACGGACAAUUCAAGGGAAAUACACUCACAAAGCGCGGCCGCAGCAGCGCCUCAACUCCGGCUGCAUCCUCAUCGAAGCACGACCUUCCUGCUUUGUCUAGCGCCGAAAGAUUUGAGCACCAGAGGAAGAAGACCAAGCUCAUCUCCAUGCUCGACGAGGUGGACAGGAGAUACGGCCGCUACUGCGAUCAGAUGCAGCUGGUGGUGAACUCGUUCGACUCGGUGAUGGGGUUCGGGGCGGCGAAGCCGUACACGGUGCUGGCGCAGAGGGCCAUGUCGCGGCACUUCCGGUGCCUCAAGGACGCGAUCGCAGCGCAGCUGAAGCAGACGUCCGAUGCCCUCGGGGACAAGGAUGGCGCCGGCGCCGGCGCCGGGAGCGCCAGCGCCAUCACCAAGGGAUCAACGCCGCGGCUCCGCCUGCUCGACCAUAACCUCCGGCAGCAUCGCGCCUUCAACCAGCUGGCCGUGACGGAGCCGGAAUCGUGGCGGCCGCAGCGCGGCCUCCCGGAGCGCUCCGUCAGCAUCCUCCGCGGCUGGCUCUUCGAGCACUUCCUCCACCCGUAUCCGAGUGAUGCGGAUAAGCAGUUGCUGGCGAGGCAGACAGGUUUGUCCAGGAACCAGGUGGCCAAUUGGUUUAUCAACGCAAGGGUGAGACUGUGGAAACCGAUGGUGGAGGAGAUGUACCUCCAAGAAUCCAAUGCAGAGGAGGAGGAGGAGGAGGAGCUGCCGUUGCCGGAGGACGGCAUGGAUGGGAAAGACCAACGAACGCACUCGCCGCCACUCGGGAGCGGCGACGGCGCCUCCGCCGGGACGUCUUGGCGUCAUGAUCGUCACGGCGGCUACCUUCGACCUUCUUCUUCAGAAAUAGCCGGCGAAGAGAGGUCAGGAGGCGGUGGCGGCGGCAGCGGAGAUGUGUCGCUCACGCUCGGACUACGGCACGCCGGCGGCGGGGGCAGAGGGUCGUCGGAGAAGAGCAGCAAGCUCACGGUUAGUACGUAGUUCUUCCACCAUGAGGGUCGUGAACGAUCACCAUGAACGAUCACCACCAGUUAAGUUGAGCGUGAACGAUCACCAUGAACGAUCACCACCAGACUACGUACUACGAACUACGUACUUCAACUUAACUAAUAGUACGUAGUUCUUCCACCAUGAACGAUCACCACCAGUGUAACCUUCUCUCGACGCAACGAACUGAUCGAUCGAUUAAGACAGAUAGAGAAAGAACAUAGAAAUCAGUCGAUCAAAUUGCCUUUUGCAGCUUUCCUUUUUCAUUAAAUUUUGCCGCCGGUGAACACUAAUUGGAUUGUUAUUUGGAAGAAAACAUUACA